This is a messenger RNA of Tauraco erythrolophus (red-crested turaco), 846 nucleotides long. Lineage: Eukaryota; Metazoa; Chordata; Aves; Musophagiformes; Musophagidae. The record is from RefSeq and is a predicted model, not a curated record.
AUGGGGGUACAGGAUCGUUUUCUGGAUCUGGGAAGAGGCAUGACAUCCCUUGUACGGGAGGCUGAUGAAUCUCAGGGACAAACCAACCCAAUCUUUAAGGAUUACCUCCCUGGUUCUUCUGACCUUCCUGAACAGAAUAAGCCUGUUGAACCAACAAGUCCCUGGAAGCAAACAUCACACAUUCAUAACUUGCCACCUGGUCUGGAGUACCUGAACCAGCUGGACCGGAUAAUAAUUCAUCAGCAGGUGGAACUUCUUGAAGCUAUACUUGGCACAGAGACUUCCAGCAAAUAUGAGAUAAAAAACCAUUUGGGACAAAGAGUUUACUUUGCAGUGGAAGAAAAUGGUUGCUUUGAUCGUAACUUGUGUUCGCCUAUAAGGUCUUUCACCAUAAGGAUUGCUGAUAACACAGGCCGAGAAGUGAUCACGGUGAACAGACCCUUGAGAUGCAACAGCUGCUGGUUUCCAUGCUUCCUGCAAGAGCUAGAAGUUCAGUCCCCACCAGGUACAAUAGUUGGGUACGUUGUACAGAACUGGGACCCUUUUCUGCCUAAGUUUACUAUUCAGAAUGAAAGCAAAGAAGAUGUACUAAAAAUAAUUGGCCCGUAUGCAACUUGUGGCUGUUUUGAAGAUGUUGACUUUGAGGUGAAAGCUCUCAAUGAGAUGUCAACGAUUGGCAAAAUUUCCAAGUAUUGGUCCGGAUUUGUAAACAAUGUCUUUACCAACACUGCCAACUUUGGGAUCCAGGUUCCCAUAGAUCUUGAUGUGAGAAUCAAGGCAGUAAUGAUUGGUGCUUGUUUCCUCAUUGACUUAAUGUUCUUUGAAAACUCUUUGGAUGGAUUAUAA